This is a messenger RNA of Nicotiana attenuata, 1174 nucleotides long. Its product is annotated as reticulon-like protein B8. Lineage: Eukaryota; Viridiplantae; Streptophyta; Magnoliopsida; Solanales; Solanaceae. The record is from RefSeq and is a predicted model, not a curated record. Bases 210 to 956 code for a protein of 248 amino acids. The transcript is spliced from 6 exons.
UUUUAAUAUAGAAUCUCAUCUUCGUCCCAUUUCCCAAUUCAAAUUCUAGUAUACUAUUAAUAUUAUCACACCAUUAGUUCGCCCCAACUACUAUGUCCUAAACGUACGUACAACUACAAGGGGUCCAAAAUCCAAAACUUAAAAUUACUUCAUCGCUUUGGGUUUGGUUCUGUUUCUGGUUUUGUUCUUACAUUUGAUUUGGUAGGAAAAUGCCUGAGAAAAUUACAGCUGAGGCUCUUCUGAACAACAUUGUGGAAUCAAUUGCUGAUGGGCUGUCGAAGCAGAAGUCGGGGUCCUUCUUUGAAGAGGAGAAAUCAACCUCGGUUAAUGCUCAGCUCAAUAGGCUAUUUGGCCGGCAAAAGCCAGUACACCAUAUUUUAGGUGGAGGCAAAUCUGCUGAUGUGCUGUUGUGGAGGAACAAGAAAAUUUCAGCUGGUGUUUUAGCAAGUGCCACAGCCAUCUGGGUGCUAUUUGAGUGGCUGAACUACAAUUUUCUUUCACUGUUAUGCUUUGCUCUUGUCAUUGGUUUGAUUGCUCAGUUUCUUUGGAAAAAUGCCUCCGGCAUAAUGAACAGGUCUCCAGCUAAAGUCCCUCGUCUUGUCUUACCUGAUGACCUUUUCAUCAGCAUUGCCAAGUCUAUAGGUGCUGAAGUAAACCGUAGUUUGCGCUUCCUUCAAGAUGUUGCCUGUGGGAGUAACAUCAAACAAUUCUUAGUGGUUGUGGUGAGCUUAUGGAUUGCUGCUAUUAUUGGAAGCUGGUGCAAUUUUUUGACUGUUCUGUACAUCGGCUUUGUUGCUGCGCACACGCUCCCAGUGCUGUAUGAAAGAUAUGAUGAUAAAGUCGAUGGCUUUGUAUAUAAUGCCCUCGAACGACUUCAAGGCCAUUACAAAAAGCUGGAUCGUGGUAUCCUCAGCAGAAUCCCGACGGGCAAAUUCAAGCUAAAGAAGUUUGAAUAGAUUCAUUAGCAGAAAAUGAACUUCUAUGCAGAACGUAUGAAAUACUUUUCCUGCUUAGGCAGCAAAAUGCUGCUUUUAAGCUUUAGAAUUAGUUAAGGUAAUGUCUCAAUUAGUUCACAGACAAUGUAUUGAACGUUAGAUGGCAUUGGAGAAACUUUAUUUGCCUAAUUAUCUUAGUUGGAUAUGGCAUUUGAAAAUAACUUGCUUUUUAUUCUCCU